This is a messenger RNA of Bradysia coprophila, 2242 nucleotides long. RefSeq lists its product as uncharacterized. Gene Ontology annotation, biological process: proteolysis. Lineage: Eukaryota; Metazoa; Arthropoda; Insecta; Diptera; Sciaridae. Gene Ontology annotation, molecular function: serine-type endopeptidase activity. The record is from RefSeq and is a predicted model, not a curated record.
AUGAUGGCAGUGAAUACUUGCAACAAAUUGAACAAAUUGAUGAUAAGUGGUACGUUUCUACUUCUGCACCAAGUUUACCGAGUGACUACCAUGGAAUGUGGAACAGUGAACAUAGUUCGUCCUCGUGUAUUAGGUGGAACUGAUGCACUCAAAGGUGAAUGGCCAUUUGUUGCGACCAUUCAGAAUCAAUCUAAUUAUAUAUGUGGCGGAACAAUCAUUUCCAACAGACACAUACUGACAGCUGCUCAUUGCGUUCAAAAGAAGAACUCAUUGCGGAUUCUGUCGCCGCAUGAAGUCAUUGUCCGUGUCGGAUCAUACAACAUCAGCAAUGAAAGCGAAAUGGGAGUUGUUCAGAGAAAUGUUUCUGAUAUUUUCAUUCAUCCUGAUUGGGAUGUGUUUGCGUACGCAUUCGAUGCUGACAUUGCAAUACUCGUUCUCAGCGAAACUAUCACUUUUACCUAUGGCAUUCAACCAGUUUGUAUGCCAGCCGAUGGUAUUAUGGAACAGGUUGAAGGGAUCGUUGUUGGGUGGGGUCUUCAGGAAAAUCGAAUGAGAGCUGAAAUUCCAAGGCAAACAUCUGUAAGAGCUAUAAAUGAAUCCCACUGUUUGCGGGAAGAUAAUGGCAUUGCAAUCUUCACGUCAGCGCGUACAUUCUGUGGAGGAGAUGGUGAUGGUACACCAAGUUCCGGUGACUCUGGAGGCGGAUUUUUUUUCAUUUCCGGUUCUUCCUGGGCUCAGUAUGGUAUAUUGUCAGCGAUUCGUGCAAACGCUACUGGCCAUGUCAUCCCAAAUGCAUAUCACAUUUACACCAAUCUUACACAGUUCAAAAAUUGGAUGAUUGAAACGGUGAAUCAAACUGGUGGAGAGGUGGGUGAGGCCGUCUUGAGUAUUAUCAUAAACGGUUACUGCGAUUAUACUGACUCAGCUGACCCGGAUAAAGCAUUUUACAAGUGUUGGUUGUAUGACAUCGACAUUCAGAGAAAUAAUGUUGAGGUGAGUCGGUUCGUGGGCUCACAUUUAUUGGGAAAAACCAAUAUGGAUGUGGAGUCGAUUCAUUUCCAAAACGGGACUAUGUACUACCUCCCGAACGGAUUUGGAUUAUUUUUUGGAAACAUCAAGUACAUGAUUGUAGGAGAUGGUAAACCGGACGGGGUAAUCUUGGGUACAAAGGCGAUCAGACGAUCGGACUUACAAAAUUUGGACAAAUUGCUAAAAAUAAGUUUUCUCCGGAAUGAUAUUGAGACUCUUAAUGGGGACUCUUUGUGGGACCUUCCGAAUUUGCAAUUUUUCAGAUUAAUUUACAACAGGCUCAGAACACUCUCAGACGAAACAUUUAUCAAAAACAAAGAGCUCAAAGAAGUCUAUCUGAAUUCGAAUCAACUGAGCUCGUUGCCAGCAAGUUUAUUCGAAAACAAUUUGUUGCUGGAGAUUGUUGAUCUUCGAAAAAAUUUCCUCCGAACCAUCGACGAAAGACUAUUUCAAACGAAUUCCAGGCUGAGAGGAAUUUCUUUCGUUUCAAAUCUACUAGAAAUGUUGCCAGCAAAUUUAUUGAAAAAUAUAUUUUCGCUGACGUUGGUUGAUUUCAAAAACAAUUUAUUGACGACAAUUGACGAAACUCUGUUUGAAACCAAUGGUAAUCUUACGGCAGCGUCCUUUGCCUCAAACCGAAUCGAGUCACUGCCCCGAAAUCUAUUUCGAAAUAAUUCAUUGCUUGACAUCGUGUACUUCCGAAACAAUUCGUUAACAGCUCUCAAUGAUAAUUUGUUUGAAAAAAAUGAAAAGCUCAAAUCAGUCUCGUUUGCCUCAAAUAGAUUGGCAUUGUUACAACGAAAUUUGUUCAAAAAUAAUUUACUAUUACGGUGGAUUGACUUCUCCAACAACACGUUAAAAGACAUUUAUAUGGACUUUGACGAAUUCCAACAACUUAGGCUCAUUGAUUUAACCCUGAACAAUUGCGUAAAUGCAAAGUUUGUUAGGCAAACUAACCGUAAUCCAACAAAUGAUAGCAAGAUUUUUGGAAAUGUAGCCGAAUUUAAAAGACAUGUAUCGGCGAGUUGCAUUGGCUAAGGGUAUACAUACUUUUGACUAGGUUCUGUCCGAAGAGUGUUUUGAGUGUUUUAUUAAAACAUGCCGAGUCCACUAUUCAUGUAUAAUGUGAGUGUGAGUGAGAUACUGUGGCGGAUCGAAGUAUCCCAUUGAAUUAAAAGUGGUCACAGUUACCCAUUUGUACCCUUUAUAUACA